Trichophyton rubrum CBS 118892 is the source of this 1441-nucleotide messenger RNA. Its product is annotated as ditrans,polycis-polyprenyl diphosphate synthase. NCBI's taxonomy places the organism in Eukaryota, Fungi, Ascomycota, Eurotiomycetes, Onygenales, Arthrodermataceae. The transcript is spliced from 2 exons. Bases 309 to 1382 code for a protein of 357 amino acids. Gene Ontology annotation, molecular function: ditrans,polycis-polyprenyl diphosphate synthase [(2E,6E)-farnesyl diphosphate specific] activity. Gene Ontology annotation, cellular component: endoplasmic reticulum membrane; dehydrodolichyl diphosphate synthase complex. The record is from RefSeq and is a predicted model, not a curated record.
CGUCGAAGUGUUACUAGCCACACCACUUAAAGCCUCCUCCUGGCUAGCACCAGCUUAGCCACGCACCUCUACGUCAGAGCUGAGUAUUGAAGAUCAACACAGAUAUCGUUUAUUUACUCCCUGCUUUUUGGCUGCUGUCUGACAUCUGUUUGGUACAACAGCAGACGGUAUAUCCAUAGAGAAUGCCGUCUCGUCUCUAUUGACAGCUUUAAUUCUCCCUUCCAGCGUCGCUCGCUCGCCCGUCCUUCUUUCCCGCCUGCAAGCGCAAUCCGUGAACCAAAGAACCAGAUAAUUCAGAUAACCCAGCCAUGGCGUACGUGAAAGAUGCCCCGGGACUGCGAAGACAUCUUGAGAGUCUUCCGGCUGCAGAGCGCGAGGCCGCUGUGAAGCCGUUCCUGAUGCCGCCGCGAGUCCGCAAGUCCUCCGUCCGGAGCCGCAAGGCCAGCUCGAAACCCGUCCGGCGGUUCCUGCGCUCGAAGCUCUACUAUCUCUUAUAUUUCCUCAUACACAUCAUCUUCAGCAUCUACUCGCGGAUACGCCAGAGCUACUAUGCGGUUGUGGACCGGGUGCUUGCGAUUCUGUAUUAUCACCAUCGGACGCCCGAGCUGAUCCGCAAGGAUGUCAGGGGAUUGGACCGGCUGCCAGAGCAUCUCAGCGUGGUGCUGACACUCAGACGAGAGGAAGACGCCCUGGAGACGCUCAUGGACGAGGUUGCUGAGCUGACGGCCUGGAGUUCGUGUGCCGGGAUACCUGCGUUGAGCAUCUACGAGAAGACAGGGAUCCUGAAAUCACAUAUUCCAGCUCUACACCGGAUUAUCACUAGCAAACUCGACACCUACUACGGGCCUCCAUCCCAUCAGCCUUCCCUAGGCGUCUUUGCACCUCACCAUCCACUCUACGCUCCGAAACUCGUCCCUCAAGCAUCAAAAUCAAACGUCGAGAACAUAACUGUCCUUCUUCUUUCGAGCACAGAUGGACGGGAAACUCUGGUCGACCUCACCAAGACCCUAGCAGAAAUGGCACAGCAUGGCAAGGUCUCACCGCAGGAUAUCGGUAUUAAGCUGAUCGAUGCAGAACUUGCUGAGAUGAUGACCAUCCCAGCAUCCUCACCACAGGAUCCUGGCAGCGAGACCAAUGGCACUGAUUCCCCUUCUGGAAGCCUGCCAGCCCCAUUGAUCAAGGCAGAGCCCGAUCUCAUCCUUAUCUUUGGGCCUUAUGUCAAGCUGGACGGGUACCCACCUUGGCAGAUCCGAUUAUCAGAGAUAUUCUGCACCGGAGACCACACCACUGGCAUUGCCGGUGAGGUCGAAGCUGUAGAGUAUCAGAGAUUCAUAAAGGGGCUGUGGAAGUACGCCAGAGCCGAGAUGAGGUUCGGACGAUAGAGCAUCGCUUUCCCUCUCUGCGUCAUGAGACUCCCCCCUUAGAGGCGUUGAUGUUGCUA